CGACAUAAUAUAAAACGUCAAAUAUAACAAAUAAACCCCCAAACACUCAUUGUCUGACAAUGUCCUUCAGACUAGUAACUGUUGGAGUUUGCAGGGACAAGGAGAAGAGGUAUCUAGAAAAUCUUGCUUCCAUUUUGGAAAGCCCACUGCCAAGCCGGCUAGAUAUUGGGAAGAAUGAUCAACAAUCUGAAUGUGGAAUUUGCUACGCUCAAUGUCUUCCUAUUGAUGAUGAGCUUGGAUCUAUGAGCGGUUCUCAAACUGACUACACGUGUGAGAAUGCAAACUGCGAUAGGGCUUUUCAUCGUGUUUGUCUGGGUGACUGGUUGCGCUCCAUAACAACGACAAGGCAGUCAUUCGAUGUCCUGUUUGGCAACUGCCCCUACUGCUCCGACCCAGUUGCAAUCAAAAUGACUGAUGCCAGCAAGUAAUUUUGGUUUCUUCUGUAAUCUCCUGUUCUCGGGAGAACAAUCAAUGAUGGGAAGGGAAGGUUGGCAUUAAUGGGUUGAAGAAAAGCAAGGAAGCAGCCAGCAAGGUUGUGAUGGUGAGUGAAAGCAUCUCAGUAACCAACGCCAGCUUGUUGUUGCUCUGUAUAUAUGCAGUGCCACUGCUUCUACAGUUCUCAUUAGCCUUAGACCUACGACCUAACAAUCAUUUGAUGCUUUCAUUUUCACUGGUUCCCUCUCUCCUCAUGCCCUCCCCUUAUCUUAUUUGCAUUAUUGAGUUCCGGCGAGUAGCAGAGAAAUAAAGGGGAUGAGCCAAGUCCACUUAUUUGUGUUUCAUAAACUCGUCGGCAGCAUAGUUAGGUGACAUGCCAAUGCUAUCGCAACGAAUCAGGAGAUGUUAAUUGGUGUAGAAGCGUUUGGGACCAAAAUGGUCCCCUAGCAGAUGAGCGCCAGGUCUCUCUCUUUAUUUAUUUAUUUUUUUUUUUGGUGCAGAAUAAUAAUAAUAAUAUUAUUAUUAUAAUAGUGGGAAACAGAACAAACAAAGGUUCUAAAAAAAAUUAGUGGGCAACCGAAAUACAAUCUGAGCCUCCACUCCUUUAGCUAUAGCAAAGCUAAGUCGAGUGAAAAUGUACGAAGGUGCUUGAGCUCCCAUAUCCUGAGACACGGAGAAUUUCUUGAUCCGAUUGAGCAAAGCCACGACAUUUGUAUCCAACUCUCCCAACAAAAAAAAAGAAAAAAAGGAAAAGGGCAGAAAAUCGUAUUUAAUUGUUUUUGUUUUGUUUUGUCGAAUGCUUUUAUUUAAUUAUUUUUUAACACUAUUUGGUGUUGAAACAAAAUCGGGUUUACGGGUACAGUGAUGGCCGUAAAAUUAACAAUGCAAUUUCUGAACUUUGCUAGAAUGAUGAUGUGGUAGGAGGAGGAGCUCAGGUUGAUACAAUAGGAUUGUGCAGUCCAAGGGAACUAGAGAGUUGAGGAUAUCACGCCUGUCGUUGCCUUAUAAAAAAAUAGUUAUUUCAAGUCUCAACGACUCGAGUUAUAAGAAAAAUAUUAAAUGUAUUUUAUAUGAUUUUUUUGCACCCUUCAAACAAAAGAUAACUGGUAUAUUUGAUAAUAUUAAAUGUUUAAUCAAUUG
Molecule: messenger RNA, 1575 nt
Organism: Linum trigynum
Lineage: Eukaryota; Viridiplantae; Streptophyta; Magnoliopsida; Malpighiales; Linaceae
Source: the annotation of a GenBank genome assembly